Molecule: messenger RNA, 1498 nt
Organism: Aspergillus wentii DTO 134E9
Lineage: Eukaryota; Fungi; Ascomycota; Eurotiomycetes; Eurotiales; Aspergillaceae
Exons: 2
Coding region: 62-1498 (478 amino acids)
Source: RefSeq, a predicted model, not a curated record
GCAUGCUGUCGCCAUUGGGAACAGCAAUGGUAGUCUGAACCCAAGCAAAACUUCUGACACAAUGGAACAAAGUAGCGGCUACUCAUCAGGUGCCUAUAACUCGGAAUCUCAGCAAUUAAUAGAAUCAGGGAAUGCUGCAGAUUUGCUUCAUAAGUCACAACCAGCUUCUACACACUUGAAUUUGUCGGAACAGUUUUCCACGCAAAUCCAAUCGUCUCAAAGUCAACCACAAAAGCUUCAGCAGAUUCAACCUGACCCCUCGUUAUCGAGUAUACAAAAUAAUGACCUGUCUGUGUCAGAACCCCAUUGUCCGCCUAAUAUGGCGAUGCCGGGCCAGAAAAGAACUGCUGCUAGCGGUAUAAAAUCUCCAUCGAAUAUGGUGGGAUCCCAGAGUCCAGAAGUAAAUGGCACCGGAAGGCACCGGUCUAAAAGCAUUGGGUCGGAUCCGCAUGGGAGCCGAAUUGCAGCGCUUUCUGUGCAUCUCCGCACGCGUCUUUCUUAUGCUGCAGCCAAGAUAGAGAAGGACUGGCGCCAAAAUGAAACUUCAGGGCUCCUACCAAAUGUCUCGCGGGCACUCUCAGUCUCUGCUGUACAUGGUUCAAGCCAGAGGAGCCCUUUUCAUAUUGAGCCAGUUAAAGGACAUCCUUUUUUGGAUGCUGGAUCUCCUGAAGGCACUACUGUAUCAGCACCAGACCCGUCCGCGAGUUCUCAUUUCUACAAUCCUAAUGACUUUGCACGAGUGUCUCCGCUGGCUAGUUCAGAUAUCAUGCCGUCAUACUCAGCCCAGCGAACAUCGCAAUUCUACCCUACAAAACUGCAUCAGCCUCCAAGACUGGCGCCCCCUGCAGACAUUAUCUCGAACGCGGGGAGUGGCCGGCGUCGACAUCCGAAUCCCAAUGAGAUGCCUGCGCCAUCGUAUUACAAUCCUUCUAGCUAUCGACGGCACCGCUCACAGCAUGACCUUGAUCUGUUCAAACCAAAUACUAGCCCGCCUAAGGUUUUGGUGCCUGGGACGCCUCCCCCGGUGUACCCAUUCUCUACACCGUAUGGCGGACUCUCUAAACCACGAACUGAUUCACAGAAUGCAUUGAUGGAGCAAGAUGCAAUCGAAACGCUGCUUCAUCUAUCGUCAAGUCCAGGGCAUUCGGGACAUCACCCCAGUCCGCGACGUCAGCAAAAUAUUAUUCCAAACAGCGUCAAUGGUUCCAUCGGUACUAGAUCUAAUGGGACUGGAUGUCAGCAUCGAAGCUCACAAACAAGUAGCUCAUAUGAACAUGCUAUCUCGGAAUAUAAUCGAGUUCAAGGUUUGGAGGCUCAGGCUGGAGACGAUAUAGAUCGCAUGCUGGAUCAAAUGGAAGACAGCGACAGUGAAAACGAGAACUAUCCAUCUAAUCGAUAUAGCCAUUUCAGGACUGGGUCAGCUCUCGCGACUAAUUCUCGAGGUUACAGUGCCCCAUCCGAGUGCCCGAAACCUUGGUAUACAACAUCAAAAUCUUGA